This is a messenger RNA of Styela clava, 3378 nucleotides long. The record is from RefSeq and is a predicted model, not a curated record. NCBI's taxonomy places the organism in Eukaryota, Metazoa, Chordata, Ascidiacea, Stolidobranchia, Styelidae.
CCCGCUGUUAACUCCAUUCACAACUCUAUAAUCCCAACAUUCUCCCUUCCCUCACACAUUUUUUCCCUCUUCCACCACUCUUUUCCCAUCGAACUCCACUCUCCUAUUUUUUACACUGAAAUGAAGCUAAUACAGAGGCAAGGGGUACAAAAGAGACUUCGCGUCCAAAGUUAGAGGAGCUCUUUCUUCUUCUUUUUAUUUGACAAAUUUUCAAAAUCAGAUGUAUUUGGCUUAAAUCUUGUAACCUUAGUUGAUAAAAAGGCUAAGAACCACUGAGUUAAGUAGGAUUGUACAUUUGAGGAAAACUUAAACCUGGUUCCUAAUGUUGUAUUCCUGUGCAGUCAACCAAAUGUGCAAAGUUAGAGUCGUAUAUUUGAAUUUCCAAUAAACUUUAAUCUGAACUAUCUGGAGCCCUGACUUGAAAGAUUUUUCAACUGAACUCAACAAAAUGGGUUAUCCAAAAGUUCAACAAGAAACUUAAAUACAAGAUGUUGGAUCUGCAACUCGAAAACUUGGACCUCAGUUACAACAGAGAUAUGAGUCCUGAAGACUUCAGCAUAUGUGGAAACAUUGUUAAACUACUACCAGUUACAAAUGUCCGUAUGUUUGACUGCAGUUUAACUGAUGAGAAAGUUGAAAAGUUAAAAUCUUCCCUGGAAGAAAAACAGGUAUCAGAACAAGGGUGUCGUUUUAGUAGCUCUGUGCAUUCCUAUUCAAAGAAAUUCAAGGAAUCCUCUGCGAUUACUUUUCAUUAUGAAAAGGAUUUUGAUGAAAAUGGAAUUAUUUAUUGGAUUGGAACCAAUUGGAGAACUGCCCUUAAAUGGGUUAAUCCAGCAAUCCACAAUUUAGUUCACAUAACCUCAUCUGAAGGACGUGGGUUGCCGUACGGUAAAUUGGAAGAAGUGUUAAGUAGAGAUCCUGCUCCUCUCAACUGUCAUACCAGCAAUAGCAAGACAGCCUGGAUUUGCAUCGAUUUUAGAUUAUGGAUUAUACCUUCUGCAUACACUCUGCGCCACUCUCGUGGUUACGUGAAUUCUGCUCUCAGGAACUGGUUGUUCCAGGCUUCAAAGGACGGACAAACUUGGAUUACUUUGUAUAAUCACAGCAAUGAUACUUCACUGAAUGAGCCCGGCUCGACAGCAACUUGGAACAUUACAUCUCACGUGGGUGAAAAGCAGGGCUGGCGUCAUUUUCGUUUGCAACAAAGCGGUCAAACAGCAAGAAAACGAACACAUUACUUAUCUAUGUCUGGGCUUGAGAUUUAUGGAACUGUAACGGGAGCUUGUGAACAGCUGAACUCUCUUGAUAUAAGUUGCAAUUCUGAAAUUACAAAAAAAGGCUUUUUCACAAUUGGAAAAAUAACGGAAACUUCUGGGCUUCAAAACUUAACCAUUAGUGAUUGUGAAAUGACAAGUCAAAAACUGGAAAGCCUGCAAGAAGCUAUUCCUGAAAGAAGAAAGCUUAAUAAGCUUGAUGUGAGCUAUAACGACACAUUGGGAGCAGAAGGCAUGAGCACACUUGGAUCAUUUGUGAUAAAGUAUGAAGUUGAAGAUGUAAGUCUUGCGAGUUGCAAAUUAAAUGAAAAGCUUAUGGAAAGCUUCUUAUCUUCUGCUCAACAAUCAAAGCUUGGGAAUCACAUGCAGAUUCAGCAAUUGAAUAUAUCGCAUAAUCGUUCAAUUGGACGAGGCAUCAUUCACAUAGCGAGAAUGAUAAACAACGGUACUCUGAAAAGAGUCAACAUGAGCGAAUGCAUGCUUUCUAAAAACAAUGUGAAAGCAUUUUGCGACAACAUACAAAAGCCAAUUCAAGCUCUCAAUCUCAGUGACAGUGAUCGCUUGGUGACUAUUGAUUACAUCGAGGCAAUUUGUGAAGUUAUUCCUCACAUCUCAGACGAACUUGUUUUAAAGUUUCACUCUCUUACUUCAGCGUGUCGAAGCCUUUUGUUGGACAAACUUAAUAGUCUAAAGCACUCUGAAACAAGAAUUAUACUUGGAAAUGGAGAUAUUUUAAACAAGAGAGACACGAAGGCCCAAACAGAAAAAAAAUAAAUGAUAUCAUUGUAAUAUCUAAAUUGUACUACAAGCAGAUAUGUACUUUUAGUGGGCGUGGUUUAACAAUUUUUGCAUAUGUCAUUUCAGACCCACAUAUGACUACGUCAUCUAAAAUUAUGUCACAAUGUUAUAAUAGAACUUGCUAAAGUAUAGUGAUGAUCGUCCUAAAUGGUGUCGGUGACAAUAAUAGUUUACUAGUUUUUGAAAUAAUUUUAAUUCUUGCCAAGCCAAAGAAAUUGUGAUUUUUUGUAUUAUAUAAUAACCUUUUAAAAUAAAAACAGUCCUAUAUUUAAGAAAUGUUUCCCAAUUUAAAUGUAUAUACAUGUUUGCCAGAUGCAAUGUUUUAAAACUUUAACCAAUACUCGUAUGAGUAUAAGGUGGAAGCAAUCCCUAGUGUGCUAAUAUCUAAACAUACUUAAUUCCCUGAGCAGAUAAAACUUGACCCAAGACCUCAUAUGCUCAAUUUGUGGGAGGCUAGAGCUAUUUAUGAAUGUUUCAAAGUGACAAAUCUUUUAAAUAGAAUGACUGGGCGUAAUAUUCCCCUUACCGCCCGUGAGACUUGAAUAUAUUGUGGCCGAUGUACACUUUUGUGUUUUUUCGAAACAAAAGUUCAAUUUUCAUAGUAGUAAUUUUUGUUUUGUUUGUUGAGGUGAUUAUUGUUACUGGGGAAAAACACUGUUAUCCGCACCUAAUUUUUCAAUUCAUCUGAAAAAGGCUUCCAUGUUUUUAUAUCAUUUUAGGGGACUCCGAGAAUAACAACAAUAUUACAUCAGUAAAUUGAUCUAUAUGCACUAUUUGUGUCCAGAUAGGUUAUACUAUCGAAAUUAAGGUGCUAUGUAUAAAGUUUUUUGAGGUUGAAAUAAUUUUUUGAAGCCUUUGAAAUUAUAAGCCUUAUUAUUCAUCAAUAUUUUAAAUAGCUAUUUUUCUGCAUUUAUAUUUGUUCCCUUUUCUAAUUUUAACAGUUUGAGUUAUCUUAAAUCAUUAUCUACAAUUCCUAAAUUUUAUGAUUUAAGCCUUUAUUUUCAUUCUAUUUGAGAGUUUACAAUGUGAAGCGAAGAGUGAACUGUGCAUAUUUUGAGUAAAUGUGCAUAUAAUUUUUUGCUAUGGAAUAAAUUUACUAUUUUUUUUUAUAUAUUUCUGUUUGUUUGAUGAAUUUAUUGCAUUCUUAUUCUUCAAUUGUUUGUUAGAUUGUAUAAGAUUUUAAAAAGCUCUCACGUUACUUUUAGUUGAACUAUAUGAUCAACUAGUAUUAGUUGAACUAUAUAAUAUAUAUGAUCUAUUUCUCAACAGUUAUAUGCAAUUUGCCUAUGUGAUUUGUAUUUCCUUU